UCUGUGUUGGAGUGCCUCGCAGAGAGAAAAAGCACUUCUAGCUAGAGAGAAGUGCUUUCAGUUUCACCUGGUGAUAAACUUCUUCCUCUGCUCAAAUCCUUAAGGACUGCUACAGAGAAUUCAAGAUCAAGCAAAAUGGGAGCUGGGGGGAACAUGGUCACCAAAACCAAGUCUAAAAAGCAAGAAGCCACCCACCAAAAAAGGGUGCCAGUCUCAAAACCUCCAUUCACUCUAAGCCAAAUCAAGAAAGCUAUCCCUCCCCAUUGCUUCAACCGCUCUCUCCUCCGCUCCUUCUCCUAUCUCCUCUACGACCUCGCCUUAUCCUUCCUCUUCUACCACAUCGCCACCUCAUACUUCCACCUCCUCCCUCACCCCCUCCUCUCCUACAUCUCCUGGCCUCUCUAUUGGAUCCUCCAAGGCUGCACCCUCACCGGCGUGUGGGUUAUCGCACACGAGUGCGGCCACCAUGCCUUCAGUGACUACCAAGUAGUUGAUGACACUGUCGGCCUUGUCCUCCACUCAUUUCUCCUAACCCCUUACUUCUCCUGGAAAUACAGCCACCGCCGCCACCACUCCAACACGGCGUCCCUCGAACGGGAUGAAGUAUUUGUUCCAAAACCUAAAUCCAAAAUUCCGUUUUACAACAAGUACUUCAACAACCCUCCAGGCAGGAUCUUGAGUAUUUUGGUAACACUCACACUCGGUUGGCCUUUGUACUUGGCGUUCAACGCCUCUGGCAGGGACUACGACCGGUUUGCGUGCCACUACGAUCCCAAAGGUCCAAUAUUUUCGACCCGUGAAAGGCUUCAAAUUUACAUUUCUGAUCUUGGGAUUGUGGCCGUAACUUAUGUGCUCUACCGCAUUGCAAUGGCCAAAGGGUUCGUUUGGCUUACUUGUAUUUAUGGAGUCCCAUUGCUUGUAGUUAACGGGUUUCUUGUGUUGAUCACGUACUUGCAUCACACACACUCCUCGCUGCCGCACUUCGACGCGUCGGAAUGGGACUGGUUGCGAGGGGCUUUGUCGACGGUGGACAGAGAUUUUGGGGUGCUUAAUAAGGUUUUCCACAAUAUAACAGAUUCGCAUGUGGUUCACCAUCUUUUCUCUACAAUGCCACAUUACCAUGCAGUGGAGGCAACAGAAGCAGUGAAGCCUGUCUUGGGAGAGUACUAUAGUUUCGAUGGGACUCCGGUUUACAAGGCCUUGUGGAGGGAGGCUAAAGAGUGCCUUUAUGUUGAGCUGGAUGAUGAGGAUAAUGGUGGUGCUAAAAAAGGUGUUUUUUGGUACAAGAACAAGUUUUAAUUGGAGAUCAUAUGCAUGAGUGAAGGAAAUGUACUACGCAGUACGGACUAUAGUGGUGCUAUUUGGUUAAUUUGUUAUUUAGUUUAGUAUUGUAAUGUCAUCAAUAAAUAAGCUUAGUGUAAUGUCAAUGAAUAACUCGGAACGUGGAUCUCUUUCAACUUUGAUGAUGAGCUAAUUGGUCAU
Messenger RNA from Malus domestica (apple), 1482 nucleotides. RefSeq names its product delta(12)-fatty-acid desaturase FAD2-like. The record is from RefSeq and is a predicted model, not a curated record. Lineage: Eukaryota; Viridiplantae; Streptophyta; Magnoliopsida; Rosales; Rosaceae. Gene Ontology annotation, biological process: lipid metabolic process. Gene Ontology annotation, molecular function: oxidoreductase activity, acting on paired donors, with oxidation of a pair of donors resulting in the reduction of molecular oxygen to two molecules of water.